AUGCUGUCCAAGGUUUUCUUCUGCAUCGCGACUCUGGUUCUGGCCGUUACUGCUGCUCCGCCGACAUCGAAGCGGGCGACAUGCAUUAACGGACAGACUGCCAGCGACUCUAAGUGCUGCGUUUGGUACGACGUGUUGGAUGACAUCCAAGGUGCCAGCGGCCUCUUCCAGGGUGGCCAGUGCGGGGAGGAAGCGCAUGAAUCCCUUCGGCUGACCUUCCACGAUGCUAUUGGGAUCUCAUCUACGGCCGGGUAUGUCGGCGGAGGAGCAGAUGGAUCCAUCAUGGCCCACUCCGACGUCGAGCUUGCCUACGCCGAGAACAUCGGAGUAGACGACAUCGUCGAGCUGCAGCGGCCGAUAGCACUCCGCUACAACGUCUCCUUUGGGGACUUUAUCCAGUUCGCGGGCGCCGUCGGCGUCAGCAACUGCCUCGGAGGCCCCCGCCUCCAGUUCCUUGCUGGCCGCUCGAACGACUCGCAGGCCUCGCCCGACAACCUGGUCCCCGGCCCCGGUGACUCUGUCGACACUAUCUUGGCGCGCAUGUCGGACGCGGGUUUCUCCGCGGACGAAGUCGUUGCUCUGCUCUCAUCGCAUAGCGUUGCUGCUCAAGACCAUCUGGACACCACUAUCGCGGGAUCGCCCUUGGACUCCACCCCAUCGGUAUUUGAUGCGCAGUUCUUCGUUGAGACCUUGCUGAACGGGACCGCCUUCCCCGGAAACGGCUCCAACCCCGGAGAGGCUGAGUCGCCCCUGCCUGGAGAGUUCCGCAUUCUCUCAGACUCUCUGAUCGCGCGGGACUCCCGUACGUCUUGCGAGUGGCAGUCUUACGUCUCCGACCACGGACGAAUGGUCACCCAGUUCGAAGCUGCGAUGGCCAAGAUGGCGCUCCUCGGUCAAGACGCCAGCACUCUCGUCGACUGCUCCGACGUAAUCCCCACGCCUCAAGCGGCGGCGGCGAGCGUGGCGACGCUCCCCGCUGGCAAGACGAUGGACGACGUUGAGGCCUCCUGCGCGGAGACGCCAUUUCCUACGCUGAGUGCGGCUUCCGGUGUGUUUUCGAUCUUUAUAUUCGAACAAUUCAAUGAACGACUUAUAUCGAUAUACGUUCGCUCCCAGGUCCUGAGACAUCCGUUGCUCCUGUGUAAGUUAUAUAUUGCCUGUAGUUGUCUCGCGGAGUUGGCACUGACGUCUUUAUAUUAA
This is a messenger RNA of Trametes versicolor FP-101664 SS1, 1200 nucleotides long. RefSeq names its product manganese-repressed peroxidase (gene MnP12s). Gene Ontology annotation, biological process: hydrogen peroxide catabolic process; response to reactive oxygen species; cellular response to oxidative stress. The record is from RefSeq and is a predicted model, not a curated record. The transcript is spliced from 12 exons. Gene Ontology annotation, molecular function: heme binding; peroxidase activity. Lineage: Eukaryota; Fungi; Basidiomycota; Agaricomycetes; Polyporales; Polyporaceae. Bases 1 to 1200 code for a protein of 399 amino acids.